CAGCGAUGCAUAGCGGGAUAUGCCUCUGCGUGCUCCUCGCUGUGCUCUCAGCCGGCUCUUUGGGCCAGCAGACGGUGGGCUCACACGAUGGGAACCCGCCGGCUGCCGAGCUUGAGAAGAGCUUGACAGAACAUCACCGGCACCUCCGCUCCCCUUCCUCUGCCGGACCCCUGAAAUCCACGCCGCGGCUGGAGGGAAGCGUCGACCAGCGAGCUCACCUUGGUGCUUUGUUGGCCAAGUACCUCCAGCAAGCCCGAAAAGGUCCCACUGGAAGGCUCUCAGUUAUGGGCAACAGGGUACAGAGCUUUGACCCCACACACAGGAUAAAUGACAGAGACUACAUGGGCUGGAUGGAUUUUGGACGCCGCAGUGCUGAAGAAUAUGAAUACUCUUCCUAAAGAAUGGCAAGCUAUAGCAACAGGAAAAAAAAUUAAAAAAAAUCACACUCCCAUGUCUGGACAGAAAGAGAAAAAUUAAUCUGUCGUCCUUUUCCAAUCAGUGUUUUAAAAUAUAUCAUGUAUUUGAUGUAAAUUUAUCUGUAAGACUAUACAAUGCAAUAUAUACAUACAUAGAAUUUUCCAGGAUAUGUUUUUCUUUCUUUUGUGGUUUCUCAUACAUUGAUAUUAUAUUAAAAUGAUUUCACUUACCCCUUCUUGUCCUG
This is a messenger RNA of Apaloderma vittatum (bar-tailed trogon), 661 nucleotides long. It is a transcript of the gene CCK, whose product is annotated as cholecystokinin. Gene Ontology annotation, cellular component: axon; extracellular region. Bases 6 to 398 code for a protein of 130 amino acids. The record is from RefSeq and is a predicted model, not a curated record. Gene Ontology annotation, molecular function: neuropeptide hormone activity. The transcript has 2 exons. Gene Ontology annotation, biological process: digestion. Lineage: Eukaryota; Metazoa; Chordata; Aves; Trogoniformes; Trogonidae.